Messenger RNA from Rubroshorea leprosula, 1993 nucleotides. NCBI's taxonomy places the organism in Eukaryota, Viridiplantae, Streptophyta, Magnoliopsida, Malvales, Dipterocarpaceae. The record is from the annotation of a GenBank genome assembly.
GUUAUUAACAAAAAAACAGUUUGGAUUUGAAAAUGGGUUUUACUGUCUGUUUGGUCAAAUCUGGAAUCUGAAGGUCCUCCUUCUUCCUUGAAACAAUCUCUCAUUUCUGAUCUAGUCUAGACACAGAGCUACAGAUAUUUCUCUGACAUAGAUUUUACUCAAAGGGAUGUAAGAAAUUCCAAACAGAGGGUCUGAGGUUGUUUCUUUGCAGAUUUAGACAUCUUGGAGAAUACCCAUUGAGGAAACUCUGCUUGAUUGGAAACUGGGUGCUAGCUUCUUCAUCACAUCAACUUUACAAGGUUUUAUCUUGGCAAAAGUGAGUUAUGGUGGAGGAGGAGAACAUCGAAGCCCCUAUUGAGGGUUUGGAGGAAGAGGAUGAACCCCAAGGAGGGAUCUUUGAACAAUUCUGGGCUCCAAUUGGUUGGUUUAAGAUGCUUGCCAUGGAAAUGCAUUGGAGCUUUGUGUUUGGAGUGGUGGUUGUUUACGGGAUAAGCCAAGGAUUGGGAGGAGCUCUGGCUCGGGUUGGGACCGACUAUUAUAUGAAGGAUGUUCAACAGGUGCAGCCUUCUGAGGCUCAGAUUUAUACCGGGAUUACUUGGAUUCCUUGGAUCGUCAAGCCUCUAUGGGGAAUUCUCACCGAUGUUCUCCCCAUUUUUGGUUAUCGAAGAAGACCUUAUUUCAUUCUAGCCGGUGUGCUUGGUAUGGUUUCAAUGCUUUUGAUAUCUUUACAUGGGAAGCUCCAUAUUGUGUUUGCCUUAAUGGCGUUGACAGCAGGAAGUGCUGGAGUAGCAAUAGCAGACGUGACUGUUGAUGCUUGUGUGGCACAGAAUAGCAUCAGUCAUCCUUCUCUUGCAGCUGAUAUCCAGAGUUUGUGUGCUUUGAGCUCUUCCAUUGGAAAUUUAGUUGGUUUCUUCAUUAGUGGCAUCUUUGUUCACCUGAUUGGCCCUAAGGGAGUGUUUGGCCUGCUGACAAUCCCAGCCGCACUUGUAUUUUCAGUUGGAAUUCUGCUUGCUGAAUUCCACAUACCAAAUUUUUGUUAUAGACAGGUAAAGCAGAUGUUCCUUGAUGCCGGAAGGUCUAUGUGGACAACAUUGAAAUUGCCUGAUGUCUGGAGACCAUGCCUGUAUAUGUAUUUAUCUCUUGCUGUCAGCUUGAAUGUACAUGAGGGAUUGUUCUAUUGGUACACAGACUCAAAGGGAGGUCCCCAUUUCUCUCAGGAAACUGUUGGGUAUAUAUCCUCCGUGGGUUCCUUGGGUGCCCUCUUAGGAGCAUUACUCUACCAAAAUGUGCUGAAGAAUCAUCCUUUCAGGGACUUGCUUUUCUGGACACAAUUGCUGUAUGGUUUAUCUGGGAUGAUGGAUUUGAUCUUGGUGUUGAGAUUAAACUUAAAAUUUGCCAUCCCAGAUUACUUCUUUGUUGUGAUUGAUGAAGGCGUGUCUGGGAUGAUCAAUAGGCUCAAAUGGAUGCCUCUGCUUGUCCUCAGCUCCAAACUCUGUCCCUCAGGCAUUGAAGGCACAUUCUUUGCCUUGCUUAUGUCAAUUGAUAACAUAGGACUUCUGUCAUCAUCAUGGGGAGGAGGAUUCCUACUUCACAUGUUGAAGGUUACACGAACAACGUUUGAUAAUCUCUGGCUAGCAAUAUUGAUCAGGAACAUAUUGAGAGUCUCUCCACUUUGUCUGUUGUUUUUGAUCCCAAGAGGAGAUCCAAACUCUACCAUACUUCCUAUUGAAAGAGUGAGCAGCACCGGUGAGAAGGAAUAUCUAGAAAAUGAAAGCAUUGAAUUAGUUUCCCUUGUUAACAAUGUUGAUCCUAGAUAGCCAAUACAACAAUUAAUUCUUCAUUUACAAACCCAAUAUGAAUACCAUUUUAACAAUUUAUUAUUAUUAUUAUUAUUGUUUUUGGCAAAAAGGGCAAGUCGGCCCUUAUACUCUACGUUUUAACAUUGGUUUUUUUUUUUUUUUUUGGGAAAUUAUUAUAAAUGAUAAUUCUCAAU